CGCAGACCGCCGCGGCUCAGGGGCAUUGCCAGAUCACCGCCAGAUCCCAUGGCCUCGUCGUAGCCCAUCACUCGCACACCAUGGCCGGCCGCUACGCCUCCCUCCCGCCGCCCACGCGCGACUCGCUCGAGCUCGCGUCGCUGGCCUCGUCGUCGCACCCGUCGCGCCGCACCUCGCAGGACUCGCAGGACUCGUCGGCCGCGGGCGCGCCGUCGUCGCGGCUGUCGCUGGACGAUGAGGACCCGCUGUUCGAGCAGCAGCGCCCGCGCCACAACCGCUCGUACAGCGUGUCGUCGGCCUUUGACUUCGCCCCCAACCUCUUCCCGCUGUCCAGCACCGCCCAGGGCUACACCGCCCUGGGCGCGCCCGUCGACCCCGCCGCGCCCGCUGCCAACGCCGGCCUCGAGCGCACCAAGAGCCUGACCUUUGUCAACGGCCUGUCGCUGGUCAUCGGCCUGAUCAUCGGCAGCGGCAUCUUCUCGUCGCCGUCGCAGGUCAACAAGAACGCCGGCUCGCCCGCCGCCUCGCUGCUCGUCUGGGCCACCGCCGGCGUGCUGGCCUGGACCGGCGCCGCCAGCUAUGCAGAGCUCGGCGGCGCCAUCCCGCUCAACGGCGGCGCCCAGGUCUACCUGUCCAAGAUCUUCGGCGAGUGGGCCGGCUUCCUGUUCACCUGGUGCGCCGUGACGGUGCUCAAGCCCGGCUCGGCCGCCAUCAUCGCCAUCAUCUUCGGCGAGUACCUGGUGCGGGCGGUGAUUGGCGCCGACGCCGUCGAUGCCAGCGCCUGGCUCAACAAGGCCAUUGCCCUCGCGGGGCUGGUGCUCGUCACCGCCCUCAACUGCGUGUCCACCAAGCUCGGCACUCGCAGCGCCGACGUCUUCAUGUUCCUCAAGUUCUUCGCCCUGAUCAGCGUCUUCGUCAUCGGCAUCGUCGUCGCCGCCACCGGCCUCUCCUACCGCGGCGACGCCAACACCGACUGGAAGACCCAGGGCUGGUUCGACAACACCUCGCACGACAUCAGCAACUGGGCCGUGGCCCUGUACGCGGGGCUCUGGGCCUUUGAUGGAUGGGAUAAUGUCAACUACGUCACGGCCGAGUUCAAGAACCCCGCCCGCGACCUGCCCCGCGUCAUCCACACCUCCCUCCCGCUCGUCAUCCUCUGCUACAUCCUCGCCAACAUCUCCUAUUUCCUCGUGCUGCCCGCCCACGUCAUCGAGUCCUCCAACACCGUCGCCGUCGCCUUUGGCAGCCAAGUCUUCGGCCCCGUCGGCGCCUUCAUCCUCGCCCUCUUCGUGUCCGGCAGCUGCUUCGGCGCCCUCAACGCCACAACCUUCACCUCCGGGCGCCUCGUCUACGCCGCCGGCAAAGAAGGCUACUUGCCCGCGCUCUUCGGCCGGCUAGGCCUCGGCGCCGCCCCGCGCGCCCUGCGCCCGCGCUCCUCACCUCGCCUCUCCUCCUGGUUCGCCGACGACGCCGGCUUCUUCCACACCCCGAUCGCCGCCAUGCUGCUCAACGCCGCCCUCACCGCCGUCUACAUCCUCACCGGCUCCUUCGACUCGCUCGUCACCUUCUACGGCGUCGCCGGCUACUCGUUCUACUUCCAGACCGUCCUCGGCCUCAUCGUGCUGCGCGUGCGCGAACCCGAUCUCGACCGCCCUUACAAAACGUGGAUCUCCACGCCCAUUAUCUUCUGCUGCGUUAGCUUGUUCCUGCUCAGUCGCGCCGUGUUUGCCGAGCCCGUGCAGACGCUGCUGGUUGUGGCGUUUAUGGCCGCUGGGUUGCUGGUGUGGUUUUCGUGGGUUGGGAGGAGGCGUGCAAAGGGCCAGCGGUUUCGGAAUUUGGAGCAGGGGGAGAAGGGGAACGGGUGGCGGUUCUGGCGGCGCUGGACGGCUGCGUAGAUACGGUAAUCAUGAUUGAUGCUUGGAGUGUGCUCCUGCUGCUGGCCGU
Messenger RNA from Boeremia exigua, 1944 nucleotides. RefSeq names its product large neutral amino acids transporter small subunit 2. NCBI's taxonomy places the organism in Eukaryota, Fungi, Ascomycota, Dothideomycetes, Pleosporales, Didymellaceae. Gene Ontology annotation, molecular function: L-amino acid transmembrane transporter activity. Gene Ontology annotation, cellular component: membrane. The record is from RefSeq and is a predicted model, not a curated record. Gene Ontology annotation, biological process: amino acid transmembrane transport. Bases 81 to 1895 code for a protein of 604 amino acids. The transcript is spliced from 2 exons.